UUGAGCACUGGUUGGUUUUCCGUUUCCUCGAACAUGGAAAUACCAGCUGGUGGGAUGGUCACGGUCACGUGGUGCAGACCUACCUCUCCACGUGCAGCCACUGGCCACGGGCAGUCUUCGACAUGCUCGUUAAUUAAGUUAAACAAAGUAGGAAGUUCAGUUCCUAAGGCUCUGUGGGUGUCCAGGUGCUCCCUGGCCACUAGCGGCUGGAGGCUGCAGGCUGGCGGCACAGACGUGGAGCAAUCCCAGCAUCAGGGGACGUUCCACUGGACGGCGCUGGAGAGCUUUCCCAGGGAACGCUUGUGCACCCUCACACUUGGGGCUCCCUCACACACGUGUGUGCCACAGAUGGUCACUCAUCUCUGGCCUGAGAACCUGGGGGAGGGGUCCACUGCGCGGCUCCGGAGUGGUGCUGGCCCACCUGCUCUCAGACGGCGAGCAAGCCGCAGGCCCAUCAUCCUGGGACCCCAGCUCCGCACGGCUCUCCCCAUGCUUCUCCAUCUGCCAUGGUCUCCCCAUCACCUCCAGCCCAUGGGCCGGGGUCCCCAGUUUCUUUCCCCGAUCCGCCCCCCCCCCACCGGCUGGCAUCACAGGCGCUUUGCUCUUCCUCUCCUCACUGUCCUGAUGAUGUUUCCUCGGGUCACCAAGCAACAGAUGAGCAGCAGACUUGUCAGCAAGCACACAGGCUCGUGCACACCAGGCCAGGCUGUGCCCUGACGGGCUUCGGUGCCGACUGAUGAAAAGGCUCCAGUGUGGCCGCUGCCAGUGGGGCUGGUCCUCCGCCCAUGUGCACAUCCUCUUCCACCUGUGGUGGGACGAGGACAGCCGGCUGGGGCUGGUGAAGAUGCGCCUCUGGGGCCAGCAGUGCAGGGUGUGCCCACCAGGCAGAGACACCUGCCAGGUGAGCCUCCUGAACGUGCGGCUCUUCCUCAACAAGCUGGUGCUGUUCAUCGUGCAGAAGUGCUACGGGGAGGGCCCCGGCGCCGACCAGUGCCCCGAGAUCUGUUUCGGGGAGCGCUGCGAGGCCUGCGACCUGGGGGUCUGCUUCUUCCAGAAGCCCCCAGACCCCGCCUGGGGGCCUGAGGUCAAGAGCCCCAGCGCAGGCAAGGGCAGCACGGCCAGCCCCGCCCCCCUCAACAGCCACCUCGCGGUCGAGCGCUCCAGGGGCUACUCGCCCCGUUCCGUCACCGCCCACCUCUUGGAGGACAGCACCUUCUUCCAUGAAGACGAGGACGUUGUCACCGUCCCCUUCUCCCUUGUGCGCAAGGACAAGGGGCCCACGGCUGAACACUCUGGGCAGGCCACCAUCGGCAGGGGCUCUCUCUACCUGCCGGCCAGUUCCAAGACCACACCCAAGGGCAGAAGCCUUCCGGUGAACCUAAGAGCCCCCAUCUUCCAUGGCAAAGGCCCCCUCCUCAGCAGCAUCAAGCCCCUGGAGACCACAAACUUCAUCUACAAAGGCCAGAGCUGCAUGCCCAUCCCCGACAAGGACGAGGAUGAGGACCCUGAGUGGUCUCUGGGGCACGGCCAGAGCCUCGUCCCUGAUGGGGACAGCCCGCAGCUCCUGCCCUAUGUGGUCGGCCUCACGAACCAUGGAGAGGGCUCCCUCACCUUCCCCUCAGCCUUGGCCGACCUCAUCGAGGAGGAGGACAACCCCGCCAUCCUUGAUGGCUCCCUCACCUUCCCCUUCAUCUUUGCCGACCAGAGCAAAGGUGGGCCUUCCUCUGCCUGCAGCACCAAAGGCAAAGGGGAGGAUGGCGGCCGCGGCCCCCUUCCAGGGACUAGUGCCCGUGGCUCCCUCGCAACGAGCAGUGGCGCCAUCACCAUCCCCUACUCAGUCCUUGGCGUCAUCCGGCACAAGGGCUCCGGCCCCACGGCCGGUGGCCCUCAAAGUGGCUGUGACCAGAAGCGGAGGCAGCGCAGGUCUGCGCUGGGCAGGUGCCCCCGGGAGGAGGACUUCUGCUGCGUUGAAGGCUGCUGUGUGCCCCGCUUCGACCCCUAUGAGGAGGUCUGGAUCUGGGUCUCCGUGGCCGCCUGCGUCCUCUGGAUACUGUACCUGUACACCGUCAGCCCCGACAGCUCCCCGCGGGGGUGAAGUGUGACACCCUUCCACAGGGCUGCCCAGGCAGCAGCAGAGCAAAGCCACCUCCCCGUUGCCGCCCUGGCCGCACCCCAGCCGCCCCCUCCCCCCGCCCCUGCUUCCAUGUUCUGUGUUCUGUGCUGCGUGUUCUUCUCUUGCUGUGAGUAGUGGUUUAAUGAUGCUCAUGCUGGGAUCACGCCCCACGCUGACCGUGUGUGUUCCAGAAACUUUUCUGUAUGAGUAUCAUGCUCCAAUCAAUAAAAGAAAGUUAACAAGCAGCUA
This is a messenger RNA of Vicugna pacos (alpaca), 2362 nucleotides long. It is a transcript of the gene RTP5, whose product is annotated as receptor transporter protein 5 (putative). Gene Ontology annotation, biological process: protein targeting to membrane; protein insertion into membrane; detection of chemical stimulus involved in sensory perception of bitter taste. NCBI's taxonomy places the organism in Eukaryota, Metazoa, Chordata, Mammalia, Artiodactyla, Camelidae. Gene Ontology annotation, molecular function: olfactory receptor binding. The record is from RefSeq and is a predicted model, not a curated record.